AUGUGGGUCCUCCAUGGAAGGAGGCUGCUGUUAAGCUUCCUGGUGUCGCUAGUGCUGGUCCAAAGUGUGUUCGCAGCAUCAUGUAAGCAAGGUUGUCCAACGCCGAACAAGUCUAGCAAGUAUACGUUCAAGUCCGGAUUCGUGUACCAGUACGAUGUGGACAGCUUCGUGCAGAUUCAACAGUCGGACAAGGAAAACAAGCAGACUACGCUCAAGGUCGAGGGCAAGGUGGAACUGUACGCCGGCAACAACUGUGUGUACACGCUGAAGGUUGUGUCGCUGACUUCCUACGCACCGGACGGCAAGAAGACGGCGUUCGGGCCCGAAAUCAGCAAGCCGGUGCAGUUCACGCUGUCGAACGAUGAGCUGCUGCCCGAGAUCUGCUCGGAUGCCGCCGAUACUGACUUCUCGGUGAACGUGAAGCGUGGUCUGAUUUCGCUGUUCCAGUCCGCACAGGACAAGAGUACCGAAACCGACGUGUUUGGCGUGUGCCAGACGUCUUUCUCGAGCUAUCCCUCGGGAGAUGCGACCGUUGUGGAGAAGUCGCGUGACCUCGGUAACUGUGCGUACCGUGAAUCGUUGUCGAACAGCUUCGUGACUCGCAUCGUCAACAGCAAGGCAGGCAUCAAGUCGACUCCGCUGCUUCAGAGCUCGUACAAUAAUCAGCAAACGAUCCAGGGCGGUCUGCUCUCGGCUGUGAAGCUGAGCGAAGAGUACCAGUACCUGCCGUACAUGAAGGAGAAGGUUGGAGUUACGGCGAAGGUUACGACGAAGCUAACGCUUACCGGUAACAAGGCAGGAGCUGCUCCGGCUGUUGAUGGCGAGCCCCGUUCGAUCAUCUUCGAGAACCCUGAUCAGCAACCGGCUGGCAACUUGGCCGUGAUCAAGCAGGAGCUGAAAUCGACCGUCGAUUCGUACACCAAUGGCAACGUUGGCAAGAAGACCGCCAAUCUGUUCGUCGAGCUGAUUCAGCUGAUGCGCUACUCGAAGAAGGAUGAUCUGCUUAACCUGUACAACCAGGUUAAGGCUGGCAGCGUGCACCCGAACAAAUCGCUGUCCCGCAAGGUGUACCUGGAUUCGUUGUUCCGCGUCGGAACGGGUGAUGCCGUCGAGGCCAUUACGCAGCUCUACAAGAACAAGGAAAUUACCGAUGCUCAGGAACAAAAGCUCGCCUUCGUUUCGCUCAAUCUGGUCAACUCGAUGACACAGGAAGCGCUGAAGUCCGUCGUGAAGCUGCUGGAUGGAAAUCCGCCCCGUGAAGCUUACCUGAGCGUGGGUUCGCUGGUCAGCAAGUACUGCCAGAAGCACGGCUGCCAGUCGGCUGAUGUGAAGGAAAUCUCGAACAAAUUCGGUGCCAAGCUGGGCAAGUGCCAGUCGACCUCGCGCUCUCAGGAGGAUGUGAUCGUCGCGGUACUGAAGGGAGUACGCAACUCGGACAAUCUGGUCGCUCCACUGCUGGACAAGGUUAUCCAGUGCACUGGUCCGAGUGCGUCGUCGCGUGUUCGUGUAGCGGCUCUCCAAGCGUUCCCUGCGGCUUCCUGCAACAAGAAGGUGGUCACUUCGGCCCUCAACACACUGAAGAACGCCAAUGAGGACUCUGAAAUCCGUAUCCACGCCUAUCUGUCGCUGGUUGAAUGUCCCUCGGCUAACGUUGCCAACGAGCUGAAGGCACUGCUGGAUGGUGAGAAGGUGUACCAGGUCGGUUCGUUCAUCACGUCGCAUCUGGCUAGCUUGCGGUCGUCGGUUGAUCCGACGCGUGAUGCUGCUCGUCAGCACUUUGGCAAGAUCCGUACCUCGAACAAGUUCCCGUUCGAUGUCCGCCGCUACUCGUUUAACCGCGAGUUCUCGUAUGCCGUCGAAUCGCUCGGUGUUGGAGCAAGUGCCGAGACUAGCGUCAUCUACUCGCAAAAAAGCUUCCUGCCUAAGUCGGUGAGCCUUAACUUUACGGCUGAGCUGUUUGGCAAUGGGCUGAACGUGUUCGAGCUCGAGGGACGUCAGGACAAUUUGGAGCGGAUGGUAGAGCACUACUUCGGCCCGAAGGGAUUCUUCUCCGGCAUGGAUAUGCAGGCGGCGUAUGAUCUCAUUUCCGAGCAGUACCAGAAACUGUCCGGCAAGGCGAAGGAACGCUUCCGUCGUGGUAUCCGCGAGGAUAUCCGUGCGCUAGCCCGCACUGUCGAUCUGCACAACGAUGCAUUGCAGGAUUUCAACCUCGAUCUGACCGUGAAGGUAUUCGGUUCGGAGCUGUUCUUCCUCAGCACCGGCGAGAAUGUGCCGACGGAUCCGGAGCAGUUCCUCAACAAGGCUCUGGAAUGCUUCGACAAGAUGAUCGAGGGUGCCAAAAAGUUCGAGCGCACGUUUGAGCAUCAUGCUCUCUUCUUGGAUACGGAUCUCGUGUACACUACCGCUCUCGGUCUUCCGCUGAAGUUGUCCGCACAGGGUGCCGGUGUUGCUCGCCUGGAUGCCGCCUUGGAGCUCGACGUAAAGAGCCUGAUCAAGGACUACAACAACGCAAAGUUCAACGUAAAGUUCCAGCCGAGCGGAAGCUUCGAGGUGACCGGAACCAUGAGCGUGGAUGCGUUCAACGUGAUGACUGGAAUGCAGGUGGCCGUAUCCGGACACUCGUCUGGUGGUGCCGCAGCCAAGUUUGCGCUGCACGACGCUAAGGCAUACGAUCUGACGAUCGAUUCCCUGCAAGGAAAGCAAGAGCUGGUCUCGGUGAACUUCCGCGAGGUGAUCAUUACGCGCGAGCGAGGCAACCAACUGAUCACGCUUCCGGCGAAGCGUCAAGAGUUUGGAUCCAAGUUCAGCGAGUGCUUCGAUAACCUGUACAGCGUGAUCGGUGUGACGGUCUGUGCCGCUCACAAGGUCGACCAAGAAGAGCUGUUCGAAUUGUACCUGGAGGUCGAGCCGAAGUUCCACUUCUCGGGCAAGUUUGACAACUCUAACCAGCAGCACGUGACGCUGCUGUUGAGCUUCGAUACACCCGGAUCGCAGACGAAGCGUCUGACAAACCUCCGCCUGGAAGGUGUGACCGCGGGCGAGCUGUACGUGAAGGCAUCACUCGAAUCGCCGAUUCGCAACGUUGACGUCCAGCUGGGAGUGAACAACAAUGACAAGGAAGUUGCACUGUACGGUGUGGCACACAUUGGCGUGGAAGAGUACCUGGCUAAGAUUGGCUUCCAAAAGGGGGCGUCCGGUGGCCGUGACGAGUACGUACCAAUUUUCACCAUCCGUUCGCCGAACGGUGAUGCUCAGGUGUCUAAGUUUGUGCAAACUACUGGUAAAAUCGUGGUGGAGAACAUGGAUGGUGGUAAGCGCAAGUACAACCUGCAAAAUAUCGAGUGGACUAGCCCUUACGCCCCGAAGACCACCAUCAACGGUUACGUUGUGUCGAACGGUGAGCGUAGCUUCGAUGCCGAAGUAGAUGUCGCUGUCGGUGAAGUGAAGAACAACGUGGUGGGUCAUCUGGACUUUGAUCUGAAGCAUGUCAAGCUGGACCUGGAGAAGAAGACCCCGAGCGAUGCAAACAAGAACUUCAAGGUGAAUCUGGAGGUGGCCUACACCGACAGUUCGUUCAAGAAUCUGUUCUCUUUCGCGAGCGGUGCGGACUUUAACAAUCCCUCCAACAAGUACGAACUGAGCCAGUAUGCUGAAUUCGUGCUGAAACCGGAAGCACAGGGACUGGAGUCGCUGAAGCUGAACAACAAGCUGCAGCUGCCGAAGCAGCUGAUCCGGCUGGACUUUGCUACGAACAAGAACAAGUUCUUCCUGGACGGAGAGUACGGUUACGACAAGUACAAGAUUGCAGCGAAUGUGGAUGCCAAGUACAACGAAAAAUCAGCCGGCGACUAUGAUGUGCAGGUGGGCGGUUCGCUCAACAAGCACUUCUUCAAGUUCCUGUCGAAGCGCCUCGUGGAACAGAACAAGAGCCGUUUCAGCAACAAGCUGACGGCUAGCACCGGUACCAAGUUUGAGCUGAACGGAGCUGUAUCGAACCGGUUCACCAGCCAGGACGGAGAGCUCAACCUGGAAGGAUCCCUUGUCGCUGUCGAAAAAGCUUCGCCCUACAAGCUUUCGAUGACAGUUCAGUUCUCUGCCGCGAACGUCCUCUCCAACGCCAAGGUGCUGGUGGAUAAGGAAGAGUUCGCUACGUACGACUUCAAGCUGCAGCGCGGUCAGGAUCCUAACGGCAAAUUCACGUUUGUGGUGAAGGACUUCUUCGAUGGCAACGGCGAGUUUAAGUCGAAGAAUGGCGAUGGUAACAUGUUUGCGUUGGUGACCUUUGUCAAGCAGGAUCGCAAGGUUAAGCUGGACAGCAAGUUCAAGGUGGACAAGCCUGUGUACGACGUGGAGGUUGAUUUCUACUAUGACUUUGAGAAGGACAAUAGCAAGAAGGUUCGCUUCGAAACCAAGAACAAGGUCACCCAGACUAGCUUCGAUAGCAAGAACAAGGUGGAAGUGUUCUCGGAGAAGUACGAGCUGAAUCUGGAAGGUCGCGGUAAUCCGAAACCGGUUGAUGGCACGUUCACCACCAAGUUCAGCCUGCUGCUGCCGACUGGACGACAGUUCGGCGGUGACUUCAAACGCGAGUCCUCGACGAAGGACGAGAAGAAGUUCGGAAAAAUGGUGACGAACCUGUACGACAAGCAGCCUGGCGGCAAGCAGCGAUCGGUGCAGUGGACCGGCGAGCUGAAGAAUGGAGAUUUCAAGGCGAAGCUUUUCGAUGCUGUGCACAACGUGAAGUACUCCGAUUUGGAUGGCAAGACGGUGGUGCUAGAUGCGACCGUGAAGCACGUCCCGGCUGGUAAUUACAAGUCGGCCGCCGGUAGCUUGAAGGUAUCCGGCAGCUUGCUCCCGCAAGUGGCCGAAGUGAGUGUCGUCGUUGAUGAGUACUGCGAACACCACGCCAAGUACCACGUCGAUGGUAAAUAUGGUUCGGACUUUACGGCUGCUCUUGCCGGUGGAUAUCAGACCGGUGGUCAUGGUAAACCUGCCAGCCACGAGCUUAAGGUUGACUUAACUGCCCCAUCCUACAAGCUGGGCGUUGCGUCCAACGGCAAGUAUCUGCAACCGGAAGCGGAUGAUGGAGUGUACGAGUUCGAUUACGCCGGGUCUGUGGACUACAAUGGCAAGAGCGCGUCUGUGUCAACUCAGGCCAAGGGUAACUGCAACCGUGGUAACGGAAAACUCAACCUGAACCUCCCGAACGUGGACCCGAUUGCGGCCGAAGGUUCCUACACCUACGACGCGAAGGACGAUGGACAGUUCCAAACGAACAGCGCUCUGAAGGUAUCAUACGGUGAUGGCAAGAACUUUGAGUUCACCGGAUCCGCUAAGGUACCGUCGGCAGAUGACAUUCAGGUGCACGCCACACUGAAGUCCGAGUUCGAAAGUGUACGCAGCGUCGAUGCGAGCUUCAAGCAUGCCAAAUCGAGCGACAGUGCGUACAACACGAAGCUGCAGAUAACGGCCGAUGGCAAGAAGUUCAGCGUAGAGAACGCUGUCGUCAUGUCGGAAACGAACCCGUCGGUGGACUUUACGCUGGUCUACCCAGAAAAAACGGUGAAGGUAUCGGGCAGCUACAAGUCGCUUGGACACAGCGCAUUCAAGGCGGACGCGAAGGUGCAGAAUCUGGCCAACUUCGAUAUGGAAGCUAACGUGGAGGCCAACUUCGACAGCUACCAGACGUUCUACGUCAAGCUGUACGGUGAUGCGCCCAUGCUGAACACGAACAAGUUGUCGGUGGAGGUGAACGCGAAACCGGGAUCGAACGGCAAGGGUGUCAACUUCCGCGCUUCCGAGGGCGGCAAGGACAUUCUGAGCGGGUUCGCCGACUACUCGGUGAAGGAACAGGGCAAGGCAACGGUCAUCGAGGGCCAGGGUAACGUGAAGCUGUACGAUAAGCAGCAGACCGCCACCUUCAAGCUGAUCCGCGAGAAGCUGUCCGAGUCUGGUUUCUCCGCUACGCUGACUGCAUCUGUGGGCAAGUUCUCACUGCUGCAUGAGUCGCGCGUACAGCCGAAUGACUUCCGUGUCAAGACGAAUGUGUGCGACGAAAAGAAGAAGUGCACCAAACUGGAAUUGACCUCGAAACUGGAACGAGCGGCAGGAGCCUUCAAGCAUGAGGCUUUGGUUUCGCUCGAAGUCCAGCAAAUGGGCUACGAACAUGAGUUUGGUCUGUCCGCCAAGACUAGCGCCAACGGACUGAAGUUCGAUCACACCACCGACAUGCAGCUGAAGCAGAAGAAUCAACCCAAAUACCAGUACCUGUUCUACGUGCAUCCGACCUCGGCCGGUGCCAGCCUGAUUCUGCCCACGCGCACCAUUGCUGUGGAGGGUGAGCUGAAUCUGCCCAAGGAGAAGUUCGGUCUGUUCGAUGGUAGCGUGUCGUUCUAUCUGGACAAGAAGAACGAGCCGGAUAACAAGGCUACAUUUGCGGUGCGCGGUGAGACCAAGAUGCUCGGCUCGGCUGGUGUUAGUGCGAACGGUGCGCUGACGUUCUCGCAUCCGACUAUCAAGGCGCUGUCGAUCCGCGCCAAGGGUACCCUGGACGGUGACAAGCAGACGGCGGACGGUUCGGUUGAGUUCGACGUGUUCAAGAAGGCGGCUGACAAAAUCGUCGCCAAGGUGCGUUACGUCAAUAGCGAUCAGUCGUUCAAGGGCUUCAACAUCACGUCCGAGGCAAGCGUAUCGAGCAAGGGCUUCGGACUGAACUGCGGCUUCAGCGGUCACACGGCGAUGUCUCUCGCUACCCGCCAAGCCAGUGCUGCUGGAUCUUUGACUCUACCAUUCGAAGGCUACACGUUCGGAACGUACUUCUUCGGAAGUCCGGAAUCGUUUGACUUCCUGCUGACUCGCUUCGGUGAUGACUUUGUCCGUGCGCACGGUACAUACGAUGCGAAGAAAUACCGGGGAGAUCUUACCUCGACGUUCAAGUUCGUGCCCAACCGACCGGUUGUGUUCGAGACGCAACUGAACGGACUGUCCUCUGCCAAGUUUGCUUUCAAGCAGGAUAACUUCUUCAGCGCCGACGGUUCGUUCGGUGUGGACAAGGCAGUGCUGCUGAAUGUGGUCGGUGAAGGAAAGCCGCUGCUGAACGCCAAGGUGACGCUGGAUGCAAGCCACUUCCUCUCCACAGAGUACAAGGUCGAUGAAGCUAACGCGAAGGCCUUCCUGCAGUCGCUCAACAAGCAGCUGCAGGCAGACUUUGUCCUGGUAAAGGAUGACAUUGCGCAACGGUACGCCAAGCUAAAUCAGGACGUGUCCACGCUCUCGUCGAACGUGGUUAACGCGCUGCCCGAUUUCAGCAAGUUCCAGGAAAGCUACGCGAAGCAGCUACAGAAGCUGCAAGAAGACAUCAUGAGCGAUCCGGCACUGGCCGAAUUUGUGAAGACCGUUUCGAAGAUGGUCCAGCAGGUGAGCGAAGUGUUCGGCCAGCUGGCGCAGGUUUAUGUCGAAAGCUUCCGCAAGAUGAAUGCCAUUGUGAACGACAUUGUCGCCCAGUUGGUGGAGACGUUCAACACGAAGGUGCUGCCAGCGCUCAAGGAACUGUCGACGAAGGUAGAAGCCAUCUUCUUCAACAUCUACGAGGAAACCGUCAAGCUGCUGGUGGCCGUGUUCGAGCGCACCGUCAAGGCGUUGAAGGUGUUCGAGGAAGACUUUAACAAGAUUGCCACCAACGUAUCGGAGCUGUUCCGCACGUUCGCACAAACGUUCAACAAGGCCAUCCAGGUGCUCGAGAAGGAGUUCAAGGAGCUGUACAAGCUGGUGCAGGAGUACUUCGAUUCGUUCGACGAGUUCAAGGCGGUCAAGGAAACGCUAAAGGAAUACUUCGACGGGUUCGAUCGCUACGCCUACCAGCUGCUGAAGGAGCUGCUCUCUCUGGUGGAGGCUCUCUACCCGAUGCCGGAGGUGCAAGAGUUCACGACGGCCAUCAACAAGUACGUGACCAACAAACUGGAGAACAAGCCGGUCAACGAUAUCGAGGAACUGAAGGCCCUGUUUGUGAGCUUCGUGAAGGUGCUGAACCAGGCCGUGGAGCGUCUGAUUUCGGGCGUAAACGUGCAGCUCUCCGAACCGACGUUCGGUAGCGACAGCUUCACCUCGUUCGUAACGUUCAAGUUCCUGCCGUACGUGUCGAGCAUCCAGUUCAGCCCGUGGAACUUUGUGCGCAACGAGAAGUUCUACUCGGUUCGUGACUUGGUCCACCAGCUGCGUCUGUACGCGUUCAAUCCGUUCGCUCGCGUUCCACUGUUCCACAUGCACGCUCAGCUGGGCGACGGUGGUCACUUCUUCACGUUCGACGACAAGCACUUUACCUUCCCGGGCAGCUGCUCGUACCUGCUGGCGUCGGACUUUGUCGAUGGCAACUUCAGCAUCGUGGCCGACAUGGACAAUGGUCGCCUGAAGUCGGUUACGCUCGUCGACAAGGAUUCGACGGUCGAGCUGAACAGCAAGGCCGUGGUGAAGUACAACGGCAAGGACACCGAUCUGCCGAUCUUCCAGAAGGAUGUGUACGUGUUCCGCAAGUACUACACCGUCACGAUCGGUACCAAGUACGGUGCACAGGUCAUGUGUACGACCGACCUGAAGAUCUGUCACUUCUUUGUGUCCGGAUUCUACUUCGGCCGGCUGCGUGGUCUGCUCGGUAACGGUAACUACGAACCGUACGACGAUCUGGCUCUGCCGAACGGUGCCAUUACCGAGGCAUCCACCGACUUUGCCAACAACUACAAGACGAGCCAGGCUUGUGCUGCGGUCGCCGACCACGGUCACGAUGCGCACGCCCACUCCAACCCGACCUGUGCCAAGUUCUUCGGUUCGGAAUCGUCGCUGAAGCUGUGCUCGUACCUGCGCGAUCAGACGGGCUACAAGGAAGCUUGUAACCAUGCGGCCCACGAAGCCGGUGAUAAGGCUGACGAGGCUGCCUGUGGCAUCGCUCGCCUGUACGUGUCCAGCUGCACGCUCUACGGAAUCCCGACCAUGAUGCCGAGCCAGUGCGAGAAGUGCGCCACCAACGAGGGUCGCACGGUCGAUGUGGGCGACUGGUACACGGUGAAGGCUCCGCAGAAGCAGGCCGACAUUGUGCUGGUGGUCGACACGUUCCUUGGUACGCUGUUGGGCGAACUAGUCCAGGCCACGAUCAACGAUCUACGCAAGGAGCUGAAAUCUUUCGACGUGAACAUUGCCGUGAUCGGUUACAGCAGGACGGAUAAGUACACUAGCCUGUUCUCGAACGGCGGCAAGCUGGACUACACCGGCAAGCUGGGCCAGGCCGAUGUCAGCAGCGGACCGAAACAGUGCAGAGGACUGGUUACGGGUAUCGAAUCGGUCGACGCCGUGCUGCAGGUGCUGCAGAAGAUUGGCGAACAAUCGAAGGAGAAUCUGGGCGCUACGACCGAGGUGUACGCUUUGCGCCGUGCCUUCACCUAUCCGUUCCGUGCCACCGCCAGCAAGUCUGUGCUGGUGUUCCGUUCGGAAUCGAUCGACGUUGCACAACCGGGAAGUGCUCUCAGCGCCGCUUUGGGACUGGCUAACGUAAAGGCACGCGGCAUCAUGUUCAACAUGGUUGCACCACUGAAGAGCGUCGGACUCACGAACACCAAGGACCAGUCGAAGGUCAAAUCGAUUGUUGGCUUUAACGAGCGCGUCGUGUACCACAUGAACGAUAAGAAGCGCACCGUGGGUUCGUCUGAGAUGAAGAAAUCGCUCAAGUACGACGAUGUGGUUGCCGUGUCCGCGGUCGAGCGGUUCGGCGGUAACUUCUUCGUGCUGCAGAACUACGCCAACCAGAAGACUCCGAAGGACAAGAAGCAAUUCAUCUCGAUUGUGGCCGCCGUGCUGGCCGAACAGCUUUCCCGAACGGAGACGACCAACGAGUGCUUCUGCUAUCUGCGCGGUGGUCUACAUCCCGAGUCGGCGUGUACCGCUUCCGACGUGCAGGUGCUUCAACCAGCGGUAAAAAAAAGCCGGCGGUGCUAAGGGAUAAUUUACUAUCCCUCCUGCAACACCCGUAGAGGAUAUUUAUUGUGUUAAGAAGGGGCAGGUGUACACCAAGCGCAGCCGAACCAUCAGGGCGCUUCAAAGGAGUGAGAAACCGAAAGUCCAUUAACGCGCUCCGACUGUUCUCAGAUCGACAAAUCUCCACCACCACAACAGUUGGAGCGUACAAGGUAAUGAAUAUGCAGUUGUUUUCAACGCACAGUUUCUAUUGUUAAGAACAUAAUUUGUCUGAGUUAAAUAAAUAAUGUGACUUUAUACAUGAGAG
Molecule: messenger RNA, 10267 nt
Organism: Anopheles stephensi (Asian malaria mosquito)
Lineage: Eukaryota; Metazoa; Arthropoda; Insecta; Diptera; Culicidae
Product: apolipophorins-like
Exons: 8
Coding region: 1-9981 (3326 amino acids)
Biological process (GO): lipid transport
Molecular function (GO): lipid carrier activity
Source: RefSeq, a predicted model, not a curated record